UUUAGUAAACCAAUUUAAAAAUUCACAAUAAAGAUUUUGACAUCAAAAAGACGUGCAAUUUGUGCGAGAAUUUUGGAUCAGGGUGCUCUUUGUUUCUAAUGGAUCCCACGGUUUCUAGGUCUGCCGAACUUACAGCAACAAAACCUGUAUCUCUCUCCAAUGUCCCAAUCUCUGCUGGUGAGAACACACAAACUGUGAAUAAUUUGGGAAAUCCUGUGUUCUCAUGCCCAAAAAAUAUAAAUAGUAUAAGCACGGCUCAAACAUCCACAUUGACAGCAAGUGAAGAUGUUUUUCAAGGUUAUAAUGCAAAAACACAACAUCCAAUGUACAUGACAAGUUCAAUGGAAUAUGGUUCAAGACAGCCUACAGUUCAUACAAUGCCAACAACAUUUCAUGCAAAGAAUCAGAAAUUCUCAGAACAUCUUGGAACAUGUGGGAUGUACAGAGAUCAUUCAUUGAACACUGCAAUGGACAAGAGUGUUGUUUGAUUCUUGUAAAAAUAAUAACAGAUAGUGUAAAUAAUGGAAAUAAUCUGAAAAGAAUCACGUUUGAAACAUCCAGUCUGUUCCAUAAUUUUGUAAUUGGAU
This is a messenger RNA of Dendronephthya gigantea, 587 nucleotides long. Its product is annotated as UPF0691 protein C9orf116 homolog. Gene Ontology annotation, cellular component: axonemal microtubule. The transcript has 5 exons. Gene Ontology annotation, biological process: axoneme assembly. Lineage: Eukaryota; Metazoa; Cnidaria; Anthozoa; Malacalcyonacea; Nephtheidae. The record is from RefSeq and is a predicted model, not a curated record. Bases 99 to 488 code for a protein of 129 amino acids.